UUAGGCGCUGGUGCGGGGGUUGCGGCCACAUUUCUUGCGUCGUUCGUGUCCAUCCUCCUCUGCGCUGGUGCCGCUGAACAAACCUGCGGACAUCGCGCUGCUGACCGCCAGGGGGGCGGGGGAUGCCGGGCUGCCGCAUCAGCGCCUGCGGCCCCGGGACCCAGGAAGGGGCGGCGGAACCCGGGUCUCCGCCGCUGCCGCCCCGGGAGCCCCUGCCAUCCCCUCAGCCCCCGCCCCCAACCCCGACCUUGACCCCGACCCCUACCCCAACUCAGGCCUCGUCUCUGCCAGAGGCGACCCCCGCGUCGGUGGGCUUGGCCGAGGGGCCAGAGCUGCAGCGCUGGCGCCAGAGCGCUGACGGGGGUGCUGGGGGCACCGGGCUGGCAGGGGGCGCGGGCGGCGGCCGGGGCGCGGCGGGGGCGGGGGGCCGCGCACUGGAGCUGGCCGAAGCGCGUCGGCGACUGCUGGAGGUAGAGGGCCGCCGGCGCCUAGUGUCGGAGCUGGAAAGCCGCGUGCUGCAGCUUCACCGCGUCUUCUUGGCGGCCGAGCUGCGCCUGGCGCACCGCGCUGAGAGCCUGGGCCGCCUGGGCGGUGGCGUGGCCCAGGCCGAGCUCUACCUGGCGGCGCACGGGUCGCGUCUCAAGAAGGGCUCGCGUCGCGGUCGCCGCGGCCGCCCGCCCGCGCUGCUCGCCUCGGCGUUGGGUCUGGGUAGCUGCGUACCCUGGGGUACUGGACGCCUGCGGCGGGGCCACGGCCCAGAGCCGGACUCGCCCUUCCGCCGAAGUCCGCCCCGCGGCCCCGCCUCCCCCCAGCGCUGACCUCAGCGCCGCGACCCCUGGCUACCCCCAACAGGCUGUCACAGAGGUGUCACGACGAAGGAUUGAGGACGUCAGCUGGAUGAACGGCGUCACCAACGCGGAUGGAUGGACUGAUCGACCACAGGAAGAGACAGUCGGGGGGCCGGGGGACCAGUAAAGUAGGCUGAGCUUUGCUCAGAGUACAGCCUGACUUAGAUAACCAGUAUUUGGCAACUGCCUGAAGCCUCACCUGCUCUCCUAGGGGACCCCCUCCCAACCUGUCUCUAAAAUGGCUCUGCCAGGGAUGGAGCCAGGUGACAUCUUUUAACAGGCUCCAAGGGGGCAGCUCCUCCCAGUAACUCAGAGCCUGCACUCUAUGGAUCUGAACUCCUGGAUUCUGUUCCUUCCCUGAGCACCUCCUCCAGGAAGACUUCUGCAGUCGACCCUACACAACUUCACACGAGCCCUUUGUUUUAACAGAGGCGAAGGGCUGGGAUCUGGGGAAGUUGCGUGUACCAUGCGUUUCUUGAUGUGUGCCGCAUUCAACUCUGGCUUAUGCUAUGUAAUCAGAAGUGUUCCUACAGGUCCGUGAGACACAGUCAGGUUCUUUAAGAGUGCGGUGAACAUUUCCAAUAUAAAAGUGGAAAGGAUUUCUUUUAAAAUAUAGUCAUUGUUCUUAAGUCACAACACAGCUUGGUAGCUGCCAUUGCUUCUCAGUCUAACAGCUUGGAGACCUGUUUGAGGGAAACCGGUUUGAGAAAUCCGUCUUCCUCAUUCAUUGCCUUUGCCCUGUCCCUGUGGGAGCAUGCCUGUGGCCCGCAGGUGACCAGCUCUGGCUCCUGGGGGGACACCUCUUUCUCAGAAAGAGGUAGUGGCCACGUCAAAAUUCUAAGCAAAGUUAGAUAUGAGCGAAGGAACCACACUUAUUCAAAUAUCCGGAUAAUAGAAGGGGGCCAUAUUUACUCACAUACAAUCCAGAACUUGUAGAAUUCUGCAGAAUGAGUGUGUACUGAGUCAAUCCCCUGAUUCAUACAGGCAGGAAGAAUAAAUUUCAAUAAUGCGGCACAAACACAU
Molecule: messenger RNA, 1871 nt
Organism: Artibeus jamaicensis (Jamaican fruit-eating bat)
Lineage: Eukaryota; Metazoa; Chordata; Mammalia; Chiroptera; Phyllostomidae
Gene: TRNP1
Product: TMF1 regulated nuclear protein 1
Exons: 3
Coding region: 123-818 (231 amino acids)
Biological process (GO): regulation of cell population proliferation
Cellular component (GO): nucleus
Molecular function (GO): DNA binding
Source: RefSeq, a predicted model, not a curated record